Messenger RNA from Myotis davidii, 855 nucleotides. RefSeq names its product family with sequence similarity 58 member A (gene CCNQ). Gene Ontology annotation, biological process: regulation of transcription by RNA polymerase II. Gene Ontology annotation, cellular component: nucleus. The transcript has 5 exons. NCBI's taxonomy places the organism in Eukaryota, Metazoa, Chordata, Mammalia, Chiroptera, Vespertilionidae. Gene Ontology annotation, molecular function: cyclin-dependent protein serine/threonine kinase regulator activity. Bases 102 to 722 code for a protein of 206 amino acids. The record is from RefSeq and is a predicted model, not a curated record.
CCUAGGCUGGGCUUGACAGACGCUCCCCGUCCUACACUGCGCUGGGCCACCAGCCCGGAGCGACACCUUAGUCGGAUCCCAGCUCAGGUGUCAAGCUAGGGAUGCAGUCCAUUCCCGUCGCCACCGCCUGUGCCAUUUACCAUAAGUUCUUCUGCGAGAUCAACGUGGACGCCUAUGACCCCUACUUGGUCGCCAUGUCUGCCCUUUACUUGGCUGGCAAAGUGGAAGAACAGCCCCUGCGAACCCGUGACAUCAUCAACGUGUCCAACAGGUACUUCCACCCGGGCAGCGAGCCCUUGGAGCUGGACUCCCGAUUCUGGGUGAUCCGGGACAGCAUUGUGCAGUGCGAGCUCCUUGUGCUGCGGGUACUGCGCUUCCAAGUCUCCUUUCAGCACCCACACAAGUACCUGCUCCACUACCUGAUUUCUCUCAAGAACUGGCUGAAUCGUUACAGCUGGCAACGGACCCCCAUCUCCGUCACUGCCUGGGCCCUGCUGCGGGACAGCUACCACGGGGGGCUGUGCCUCCGGUUCCAGGCUCAGCACAUAGCGGUGGCGGUGCUCCACCUGGCCCUGCAGGUCUAUGGGGUCGAGGUGCCCGCCGAGGCCGAGGCCGAGAAGCCAUGGUGGCAGGUGUUUAGUGACGACCUUACCAAGCCAAUCAUUGAUAACAUUGUGUCUGAUCUCAUUCAGAUUUAUACCAUGGACACAGAGAUCCCCUAAGGCCCUGGUCCAGGCCUGUCCAAAGAGAAGCCUGGGACGCUCGGCUGCCAGGGGACGGUGCCACCACAUCGCCGUGACCGCCGGUCCCCAGAGGACUGGCUGGGAGGACUGGUUCUGUGCUGCUGGAUGGUGA